Rodentolepis nana is the source of this 1944-nucleotide messenger RNA. The record is from the annotation of a GenBank genome assembly. Lineage: Eukaryota; Metazoa; Platyhelminthes; Cestoda; Cyclophyllidea; Hymenolepididae.
AUGAGCAAUACUCCAAAACAGUCAGAACUGAAAUCUCCCUCAAACGAGGAUGGUGGAGGAGGUAAUUCCGGAAAUGUCUUCGGUUUUCCACAUAAAGUAGACCUUGAUCACGUUCUCAAGCACCAUGCUGGAAACAUCGGUUUUGUUCAAAUUAUAAUGGUCAUUAUGAGUGCUCUCACUCUACCUCCUGGCAUCAUAUUUCCCGUCUUUGGGAAUACAGAACUUCCACACCGAUGUCGUCUGGAACCUGAGGUAGAAAAGGAACUUGCUAGGAGGUUUAGUAGAUCUUCUGAAGACACUUUCAAUUCAAUUGCCACUUUAGUCGGUCCUUGGCCUAGUUCAAAUUCAUCUUCCUUUGUUAAUUGGCACGGAUUUGGUUGCAAACGUUAUUUAGUCCCACUUAUGUCUGUAACCCAGAAUACAACCCGUCUACUAACAAUCCCUUGCAAUAACGGCUAUGUUUACAAAUACUCCUCCGAUCAAUACCCAGGUGGAAUUAUCAAUGAGUGGGACCUAGUGUGUGAUAGAGCCUGGAUGGGUCCAUUCAGUACAGCCAUGUAUAUGGUCGGAAUGCUGGUGGGUUUUAUUUCAGGAGGAAUGGCUGGAGAUUACUUUGGUAGAAGGCAGGCAGCUCUGGUUGCAUGUCUGUUUGAGGCAGUCUCAAUCAUAACCGUGUCCUUGUCAGCAAACUUCUGGCUCUAUACCACCUUCCGAUUUGUUUUAGCCUCUGCAAGUUCCGUUAAGAUAACUGUUCUCCUUGUCUUGUGCAUGGAAGUGACUACUCCACGUCCAAGAUCAAUUAUUAAUGGAAUUUGGGCAUUUAUUCAAUAUUUUCUUCUAAGAGUCUUUCUUUCUCCAUUAGCAUAUUGGUUUCCAAGGUGGCAGUGGCUUCACGGAGCGGCUUGUAUGCUGUCCUUCUUAAGUUUCCCUUCAAUUUAUAUGUUUCCUGAAUCGCCGGGGUGGCUGCUUUCCCAACAUCGACAACUCGAUGCUCUCCAUGAAAUCUACAAAAUUUACCUCGCAAAUCGGAAAUUGAAAUGGAAUAAUAAUGAGGAACCAGCGUUGACAGAAGAUGCGUUCAUUAACUUAAUACGUCAAGAGUGCGCUGUCAUUAAGCCUGCCUCUCCUAGUGCUCAAGAAGGCAUCCCAUCAAAGUCUGAGUUCCAAAACACCCGUAAACCUUCCAAAAAUGGUAAUAUAAUUACUCUCACCCUUCAGUGCGUCCUACUUUUCGCCGGUCAGCUGGCGACUACCUACGGUUUACUGUUUUAUGGAAACGCACUACAAGCUAAUAUCUACCUGGUGAAUUUUCUUAAUUCCACAACCCAAGUUCCAGCAACCGUUAUCUUCGUGCUCUUGCAUCACUAUUGUAGGAAACGAAAAAUUCCAAUUGUCAUCAUGUAUGUGGGCUCAAUGAUUGGUCUGUCUAUCGCAGCAAUUUACAAUUUGGUAGUGAGACCAAAAAGUGAUUUCGUUCUCAAUAUUUGCAUCAACCUGUCUUUGAUCUUCCUCAAUUCUGCUAUGAAUAUGGUUUACAUGUACGUUCUAGAGCUGUUCCCUUCGGAAGCUCGCAGUUUGGGUCUUGGAGUAGCGUCUGGUUUCGGCCGACUUGGUGGAGUUUUGUGUCCAAUUAUUAAUACACUGCAAAGCAAAAACUUUCAUGAAUCUCCAAUUUUCAUUUAUAUUGGCAUUCACAUACUCUUAUUGGUGAAUUCAGUUUGUCUUCCAGAUACGUGUGGUCGUAGCCUACAUCACAGUUUCGACCUCAAUAGGGCGGAAGAACUUGGAAUGAGACGGGAAACUGAAGUGAGUGAUGAUUCGACGAUACAAGGUGACGAAGAGGAGAAAGACGGAGACACCCCUAACUGGACUUCAAAAUUAGACGAUACGAUCGCUUCCACCCAUGUGAUUCAAUCCACUUCCCAUAUAAAUGAUGAUUUUUGA